Molecule: messenger RNA, 2370 nt
Organism: Aureobasidium namibiae CBS 147.97
Lineage: Eukaryota; Fungi; Ascomycota; Dothideomycetes; Dothideales; Saccotheciaceae
Exons: 1
Coding region: 1-2370 (789 amino acids)
Biological process (GO): mRNA splicing, via spliceosome
Cellular component (GO): cytoplasmic stress granule
Molecular function (GO): mRNA binding
Source: RefSeq, a predicted model, not a curated record
AUGACCAGUGACAACCUGGGUUUCUCGCACAGCGCUUUCACAACCAACCAACCCUCUAUUUCUAGCUACUCGGACCGCCACCGCACAAACAUUCCGUCCAUCAACACUGGCCGUAUGUCCAACAUGGCCUCCCAAGCUGAACAGACUCCUGGCACUGCUCUCGACAUGAACUACACUCCUCUUCUCCCCUCGAAUCUUCUGAUUGGCAGCCCCUUCCAACCUCAAUCGCCCUCUGCUUUCGCUUCUCCUGGUUUCCAGAGCUUCUCUAGCUUUCCUCCGCAGCCUCAGCGCCAACAGCAGCAGCACAACCAGUAUCAGCAGCAACAGAACCCUGCCAUGUCUCCUCCCAUGUACGCUGGCAUGAUGUCGCCUCCUCAGAUGCACGCCCAGAUGUACCAGGGUCCUCAGUCCCCCACUCUUGGCUACAACCCUCUGAACAACCAAUCGCUCAACGGCUUGUCUACUGCUCCUCUGGGUAUCGCUCCUGGCUUAAUGUCGAGCUCUAGCAGGACCGUCUACCUGGGCAACAUCCCCUCGGACACAUCUGCAGAAGAGAUUCUCAGCCAUGUGCGCAGCGGGCAGAUUGAGUCGGUCCGUCUUCUUCCCGACAAGAACUGUGCCUUCAUCUCCUUCCUCGACGGCAGCUCAGCUACACACUUCCACUCGGAUGCCAUUCUGAAAAAGCUGUGCAUCAAGGGCCAGGAUAUCAAGAUUGGCUGGGGCAAGCCUUCAUCGGUCCCUACGUCAGUCGCUCUUGCCGUACAGCAGUCGGGCGCAUCCCGCAACGUCUAUCUUGGUAACCUGCCCGAGGAAGUUUCCGAGGACGAGCUCAGAGAGGAUCUGGCCAAGUACGGUCCCAUUGACACUGUCAAGAUCGUUAGAGAGAAGGCUAUUGGAUUCGUUCACUUCCUGUCAAUUGGCAACGCUAUCAAGGCUGUUUCUCAGCUUCCCCAGGAGUCCAAGUGGCAGCCUCCGCGUCGUGUUUACUACGGUAAGGAUCGUUGCGCUUAUGUUUCCAAGACACAACAGCAGAACGCCGCUCAGUACCUCGGAAUCGCCCCUGGUUACGCACACGUGUUGAACAACGCCGACCGUGAUCUUAUCUCGAACGCUUUGGCCCAGCAAUCUGUGGCUGCCGCUGCCGUCGCUACUACUGCUGGUGGCGUAAACAACCUGGGCAACCGCACGGUCUACUUGGGCAACAUCCACCCCGAGACCACCAUUGAGGAGAUUUGCAAUGUUGUCAGAGGUGGUCUUCUGCACCAUAUUCGCUACAUUCCCGACAAGCACAUUUGCUUCGUCACUUUCAUCGACCCUACUUCUGCUGCUUCCUUCUUUGCUCUCUCCAACUUGCAAGGCCUGAUGAUCCACAACAGACGUCUGAAGAUCGGCUGGGGCAAGCACUCCGGCGCGCUCCCUCCUGCUAUUGCUCUCGCUGUCAGUGGCGGUGCUUCGCGCAAUGUUUACAUUGGCAACCUUGACGAAACCUGGACCGAGGAGCGUCUUCGUCAAGACUUCUCCGAGUAUGGCGAAAUCGAGCUGGUCAACACUCUGCGUGAGAAGAGCUGCGCCUUUGUCAACUUCACAAACAUCGCCAAUGCCAUCAAGGCUAUUGAGGCUGUUCGCAGCAAGGACGAGUACAAGCGUUUCAAGGUCAACUUUGGCAAGGAUCGCUGUGGAAACCCUCCUCGUCAGGCAGUCGCAAACGGCCAGGGACAAUCUCAGCAAGAAGGCACACAAUCGCCCAGCCCUGUCAGUGGCAUGCGUGGCCAGAACUCCAUUUCUCCUAGCGCAGGCGCAUCGAACAACUAUAACCCUCUUCAGGGACCCACCGCUUCGACCAUCCUCAACGCUGGAGCCAACAACCCUCUGGCCAUGUACCUCGCUGCUGCAUCGCAAGUUCAAUCUCAGCCUUCAUCUUCGCCGAACGAGAUUAGCCCUCAGUUCACACAGUUGAGUCUGUCACAACCCCAGCAACAGCAGCAACAGCAACAGAUGACCACCCAGCAAGCCUUCUACAGCGGAGACUCCAACAUGCCCACACGAUCCACCGCACUCGAGGCGCCUUCACACUUUGGUCACCACGCCACUCACUCCGUAAACUUGAGCAAUGGUCUCUCGAACGGUUUCGGUGGCGGUAGUGGUGGUAACGGCAUGCAUGCCAGCCAGAACAGCGCCGCAAGAGGACAGCAUUCUCGCACCGUCAGCUUGCCUGUUUUCUCCCAGCCUCAGCCUCAGCACAUUCACCAACAGACCUUUGCCGGUCUAGGUGCAGGUAUUGGUGGAUUUGGCAACAGCAACCCAUACGGCUUGGCCAUUUCUGCUGAGCGUGGUCUGCCUGGCUGGGAAGAGGAAGAGCCUGCCAUUUGA